AACAAAAGACAGACGUGAUGAGGAUGGAAAGAAGAGACAUCCAGCUGGUUUGUUCUUUGCUCUUGUGCAUCAUGACCCAGGUGGGGUGCCAGCUGUGUACCUGGCCAUGUCAGUGUCCAGCCGCCGUGCCGCGCUGCCCUGUUGGCAUUCCUCUGAUCUUAGACAGCUGCGGGUGCUGCAAGCUGUGUGCCAGGCAGGAGGGUGAGUCCUGCACCGACCGGCUGCCCUGUGACACACACCGAGGACUGCAGUGCGACUACAGUGCCAGCUUCCCUGGAGGACCAGGACAGUGUGUCGGUCAGAACGAGCUGGGCUGUGAGCUGAAUGGCAGGAGGUUGGAGGAGGGACAGGUAUUUCAGCCUUCCUGUACCAAGCUCUGCCACUGCCUUGGAGGAGGUGUGUCCUGUGUGCCCCUGUGCAGUGAUGAUCUACAGAGACCCACUGAUAAGUGCCCCAACCCUCUGCUGGUGCGACUACCAGGGCUCUGCUGCAAGGAGUGGGUGUGUGAUGGACUGGACAAUAGCAUUUCCUCAAAUCCAUCAGCAGCAGAGCAGGCCCAUCAGGCCCACAAGGGAGGGCUGUCUGGCCUGUCAUUUAGCCCCAUUUCCAAAUGUAUCAAGUGGACCUCAGACUGGAGCCCCUGCUCUCACAGCUGUGGCCCAGGUGUCUCCACCCGCACCAGCAACAGGAACAUGGCCUGUCUCCUGCAGACUGAGACCAGACUAUGUCAGGUCAGGCCAUGCCAGACUCUGCUGCUGGGACUUCAACAGCUGCAACCGGGACUGAGGGUGUGCAAGAGCAGCUACAGUUCUCCUCUCUCCAUUCAGCUUGAACACCAGGGAUGCUGGAGCACCAGAGCCUACCAUCCCAGGUUCUGUGCUUUGACCUGUCCGGAGGGAGGCUGCUGCAGCCCCUCCCACACCAGGACAGUGUGGAUGGUUUUCCGCUGCCCCCAGGGUAGACUCACCCAACAGCAGGUGAUGAUGAUUGAGUCCUGCUCCUGCAGCAUCUCAGCCUGCCGCCAAUCCCCAGCCACACCUGGCCGGACUGUCUUGCCCUGGCUGUGAGGUGCAUAUAGCUGACAAGACAGACAGGCAGGUCCCGUCUGCGAGGACACACAUAAUAAUGUGGCAGUGUAGGAGGUUGAGCCAAUAUUUCAAAAUUAUGGAAAUUCUACAAUUAGAAUGUGAAACUUGACAUUCAAAUACACCAAUUUUGUAAUUAUGCACUACAAACUAAGAUUUAUGCAGCAAUCUGUAUCCAGAUUUAAAACAAGCAAAGGUAACCUUAUUCACAUUUUACCAUUUUACUGCAUUUCUAUGUUCCUGCAAAUUCUCAUCACAUCUUACCAUUCCUGUCCACCCUUUGGCACAAGAUUUGUAGUGAGAUUUCAAAAUAUGGCCCCUGUGCACAGGUGGAAUAUCAACAUGCUUAACUGUCAUAGUCUAAGAAAAAAAUGGCCUCACUGACUGUAGCACCCAAAAGUUCCUGAAUAGGUGUUGUGAAGACAAGAUUUUGACUCUAGUACUCACAAACCAACAGAAAACUACCCAAAUCUGCAUUUCUCCUCAGAUCUAUGGAGCUCUUUAGUGUCUUCCAGUACGUUGUUUUUAGUUUUACUCUUUUAGUUCGGAAACAAAGUUUCCAGCAUCAGCAGUAGGAAGCUGUUUUCAAUGAAAACCCACUGAACUUUACCUACACUACCUACCCAGCACAGUUAGAGAAUAGCUUAUUAACAUAGUGGAGAGUUUAUAGUUUUAUCAGGAGCUGGUAGAGACCAAAUUAGAGAGUAAAUAUAGGACUUACAUUCAUCAGGUUGCCUAAUAAAUAGAAUGAUGAAUAACUUUACAAUAACUUUAUAUGCUGACAAUAUGUCAGUGUUGUGCUUGUGUCUGCCAGCCUCAAGUGGUUCUGUAAAUCACAAAUAAUUACAAAGGAGAAAUGUAUAAUUUGUAAGUUUGGGAUUCAUGUCAACAACCCUCAGUCCGUAUACUAAACAGCCAGAAUGCUGCUGCUUCUCUGUCUGUACAGACAGAAAAUUUGUUUUCAUGUACAACACAGAAUGAGCCCCAAAGAUUUUGAAAUACAGUCUACAUCAGCAUUCUGUCUCCCUGUCUACAUAUCUGCUGAGCCCCAAAGCUGCAGGUGGUCUCCUCAGAAUUCUGCACCAUACAGACUGCAGUUUGGCAGUCAGCAUGUAAGGGAAGUGUCAAGUCGGCUUGGGUUGAGUCGAGUAUACAGGAUUAUAGUAGUGAACAGUGGUGGCUGACCAAUUAAUUUCCUUAAAGACACAGUUGUAGUACCUUAAUACAUGUUUGCUGGAUUUUGCUUUUUGGUAUAUGUAUCUUUUGGAUUUUGUUACAGCCCCCCUGGAGAAAACUUUCCACCACUAGUACUGAAUGGUCUCAAGCAGCGAGGACACACAGCUAUGAUACUCAUCAGUCAGUCACUGGAGGGAUUCAUGGGACAGGCACUGCUUAAAGCUGCUAAAAUUUUCCACACAUUACUAAUGGAGUUUUGAACACUCUUUGUGGCUAUGAUGCUCCCAUUUUUGUGGCUUCCAUUGUGGAAACAUGUAGAUGUGCAUGUCUGUGUGCAUAUGGCCAUUUUUCUGCAUACCAGUGUAGACCUGGUGCAAAUCAAUUAGCAAAAGUACCAAUUAAAAAAGGGGUAGUUUUUUUUAUAAACAUAAAAACAAUAAACAGUACUAAUACAUUUUGACAUGAUUUUUGGCUGAAAAACCACAUGUUAAAAAAACACAAAGGGACAUGAGCUGCUGAGACCUUGAUAACAUUUUGGAAAUUGUAAUUUGUCUGAGCCCAAUGCAUAGACCAAGAAGUAGAAAAAGUAUUUCUGUCAUGGUUGAGUGGUUAUUUUAUCAUUUAUCUUCUUAAAAUAGUUUGUGGCAGUUCUCCUACCUUUCCUAGUUCCAUAGUAAAGUUUUGAACCUACUGAUUUAGAGCUGCUUUAGAGUAUUCCUUUGCCGUUAAUUGUAUUAUGUGUGGUGUUCAUAUUUUUGUUAUUCAGCCAGUGUUUGUGUGUCUGCUGGACGUGCUGCAUUUUUGGGUUUUCACAAUCAAACAAUAUUAUGUUAAAAAAAACUCAACAGAUGUUUACUUCAUCCCAAUUACAAGUCGUUCGUUUAAUUUUUCUUUUGAUAAAAAAUGAAAAUGGGUCCCACAGACCCGAACACCAUACAAGGGUUAACCAGGUUCUAUUAUCGCCUCAUUAUUUCCAAUUUCUUUUAAGAAGUAUUGGCGUAACUGUAAGUAUCAUCUGAAAAGGCUAUCUUUGUGUCUGAAAGCUUUGGAACAUGUUAUUCUCCACUGUACUACAGUAAGCAGUAACACCUUUACUCUAGAAUCCAUACAGUUUAGUUUUGAUUCUGUAGCAUGUGCAAACCAUCUAACUUUUGCUUUCAGCUGUGUUGGUUGCUGCUUGGCGCUGAUUCUCUGUGAAUACUCUUUCAUGCAAAACUGCCAGACCAAGAUGAUGAUCUAACCUGUUGGUGGGGGGUAACCCUAAAGUGUCCUGAUUUGAUUUACAGAACAA
This is a messenger RNA of Toxotes jaculatrix (banded archerfish), 3552 nucleotides long. RefSeq names its product CCN family member 5-like. The record is from RefSeq and is a predicted model, not a curated record. Bases 18 to 1067 code for a protein of 349 amino acids. Gene Ontology annotation, biological process: signal transduction; cell adhesion. Gene Ontology annotation, cellular component: extracellular matrix; extracellular region. The transcript is spliced from 5 exons. Gene Ontology annotation, molecular function: integrin binding; heparin binding. Lineage: Eukaryota; Metazoa; Chordata; Actinopteri; Toxotidae.